Mya arenaria is the source of this 3173-nucleotide messenger RNA. RefSeq lists its product as uncharacterized. Lineage: Eukaryota; Metazoa; Mollusca; Bivalvia; Myida; Myidae. Bases 187 to 2073 code for a protein of 628 amino acids. The transcript is spliced from 2 exons. The record is from RefSeq and is a predicted model, not a curated record.
UCUGCCAUGUUCAGUUUAGUGUUGAAAGAAAAAUAGUUUUCAAAAAUAUUUUAUGUUGGACAGUUUUAUAACUUUUCUGAUAAGGAAAAAACGUUACUUGGAUUAAGUAAGCUUGAUUUGGUCACUUUCCAAGUGUUGUAAAUUACCAUCUAAAUGAAGAGUAUCUGAAGUCAUGGUCGUGUAAUUAUGGCGGAGCUAGAUUUGGAGAGGCCACCGGCUGUCAGUCAUAGCGAGCUGACGGCCGGGAGGGACGUUACACAUCUGCUGUCCCAUAUUAACCAGAAUUUCCGGCAAUCAAAGGCGGAUCAAAUACUCAGGCUUCUCAGGGACCAGGAUAAACUCCAAGACAAGCUUCAGGAUGUUCGUGAUGUUGAUGACGAUCAGUUGAUUAAAGAGUAUGAAUUAAUACGUGAAGAAAGAGUGGUGAAUGACAGUGACACGCUAACGGAUUCCAGUUCAAUAUCGGAGAUAGAAUGUACUGAUAUUAAAGAGGAUACGAAUGAGGAUAAUAAUAUUGAUACACAAACAAUGAAUGGAAACACGGGUAAUGCUGAAAGAGCGAGGGAUAUUCGAGGAUAUAAGGCCAGUAGGUCUAGAACUUCUAUGGGGUUUUAUAAUGAUGGUCAGCCACAACAAGUGAAUGAACACGCUUUUACUACACAAAUGGAUACUCGUGAUUUAAGUGUUCGACCUAAAUCCAGUUAUGUUCGUAGAAAUCAGUUCCGGAAACACUUUGAGGCAGACGUUGACGGUGGGGAGGACGAGGGAGGCGAAGCCCCGCCACCUCCUGUGCGAGCAUCGAAAUCUGCCCGUCCGAAAAGUCGCCUUGGCCGGGCCUCUGUGCAGCGCUCCGAAAGGAAAAUCGCCAUGGUGGAGGCGGAAAUUGUGACGGCAACGACACCAGUAGAGCCCCAAACCGCCGGGAGGGACGAUCAGACUAGGGGCGCUAACAUCGCUAGCACAAGCAACAUGUACGACAGGUUUGCUAGCGUUCGCCAAGCCAAACGUGAAAGUAAGCGGGGAACUAAAGCAUUCUGUGAUUCUUCUGUUGUACCUCAGCGUGAACACACUGUAGAGAACAUGAGUGUUGACUCGAGUGGUGGUCAUUCUGGGGACGCCCGCAUGGACGAAGUGACAGAAAUACAGUCCAUGGUUCAACCACUGGUAUCUGUAACAAACAAUACUGCUAGUGUUACGUCAACGCUGGUUCGGGAACCCUCUAUUCACAAGGUGUCCAGUUUCAACACGAGCACCGUUCCUCGUGGCUCACCUGUUCAGGUCACGCGUACCUCGCCCGUCCAACAGCCGCCGUCGCAUCCCCAAAAGCGUCCCCAUGUUGCUUCGCGGCCCGAGCACCAGCUGCCAAACAGACAUCCGCCACAAAAUGUAGAUCCGAACUUUGUGCGGUCAGAGACAAUGGUUCAUACACCGGGCGUACGCCCUGAGCGCCAGGAACGUUAUGAACGUCACGAACGAACGCAAGUACCUCUUAGACACUCAAACUCUAAUCUAGGGUACCAUGGUAGACCAAAAAAUCCCGAACCUAUCACAUCUAGACCGAUUGAACGCACAGACAUGCGUCCCAGCACACGGACUAGGCGUCUCCAGAGACGUUAUAUGCAACAGUCUCAAGGACAUGGUACCAACGUAAGACCGACGUCAGAAUCAGUUAUUCUGGCGAGGCAAAAGACUGAAAAGAACUUGCUUAAACAGAAGUCAGAAAACAGACCUCAUUCGGAGAAAAUUGUUAACUCGAACAAAAUGUUAUCAGUGUCUGAAAAUCCCACACAGGGACCUCAAACGUACGUGACGUCAAAAUCUGGUGUCACUCAAGCGUCACAUGUUCAGACAGGUGGUUUUAGGGGUUAUGAUCCCAGUAGGAACUUAAAAAAUUCCGUCCAGUCGCGAGAUUUACCUAGCGAUUUAACAUUACCUCGACAACGCCCAAAUAUGGUUAUGGGGUCGGGGAAAGCACCGUUAACUCUGAUGAAAUUACCUCCCCUUGAGGCUUCUCUUGCUGCCAAAAAGAAGGAACGCGGACUAACUCUCGCGCAAAGAGAAACGUGUGUAUGAUAUGUAUGGAAUUAUUACUUCAAUUUGUGAACACUAGAAAAAUAAAGUGCUAGAAUAUAGUUUUUUAGUAAAAUCAGCAACAGACAAACAGCAUUUAGUUUUGCAAUAUUUCAUAUAUUUUUUUUCCUUUAAAAAACGCAUGUUCAUUGCUAAAAUUAAUUGUAUAAAUGUGUUAUUUUAUUUGAAAUGUGCCAAUGGUGUAGCAGAAUGUGAUAUAUUGUUGUAAUUAUUAUGUGAUUGGAUAAAGUCAUUAAAAUACCAAUCGGAUUUAUUACAGAGAGUUUAAUUUAGUUAAAAUUCUUAAAGGUUCAGCGCAUUGUACUUAAUUCUUAAAGGUUAUGUUCCCAAAUUAAAACUGUUAUAUAGGUGACAUUUAAUUGGUAUUGUAAUGUUAACAUCGAUACACUUAUUAUCAAGAUUAACAGAUUAAUAUUAAAACAUACAACAGACCAUUUCCCGAAAUAAGAAAAUGCGCCACCGUGUGCUAUAUUCAAGCACAUAUAUAUUCUAUUUUUUAUAAAGACUUGCUAAUUGUUAAUUCACAAUUUACUGCAAAUUAACAUAUAAUUUAUUUGAUAAAGCCGUUUGAAAAAUGUAACGAAAAGAAAUAUAUAAAGUUAUAAUAAAUUUGAGCUUAAGUUUAAUAGAUGAAACCUAUUUUUCUCAAUGUAUGUAAGUGCGUUUAAUAUUUGAAUCAAAUAUUGCCUUGCAAAUACAUUUUCAGUUUUGAAACAGACUAUAUGAUUUAAAGUGGAUGUGUUUUGAUGUUUGGCCCAACAUUGGUUUUAUGUAGGCCUUUUUUCACAAACACACAGACACCAACGUAAAAAUAUACUUCUUUUUGAUAAGAGUUUGUUGACGCAUAGUGCAUGGUUGAAAAUUGAACUUUGGAGUAUGUUUUGUUCACAAACGCAAGCUCAGUUGUAUUUUUUAUUAAAAUAUAAAGCUAAGCGAAAAUGUGACGUCAUCGUAAUUUCUUGUUGCCUUGGUGACGUAAUUAUGCUGGAACUCUUGUGAUAAUAUUGUUAUUAUAUAUGUCCUGAAUUGUUAUAUGUUCUGAAUUGUUAAUGAUGUUGAUUAAUAAAAUCAAGAGAUGACAA